UUUCAUGAUCCUCAAAUUAUCACGUAUCUCAAAAACUGAUAAAAGUAGUUCUGCAUUUUUCUUUGCUCGUGAAAACGAUGCUUUUAUGUUUGGCACCUAGAAUUAUUUAUUUUUAAAAGCUCUGGCUAGAGUAGUCGUGGCAAAUGAAACAACGAAUACUCUUUCAACAGAAAUGCUUGGUAAUCUUUUAAGAAUGGUUUUUCAGUAAAAGAAUCAUUGUUUUUAUGAGAAAAAAUGAAAAAUUAUGAAAAAUGAUUUUCUUUUACGAUUUAAACUGAAAAUGACACCUGGAAUUUCAAUAAAAUCGAGUCUCACUCGAUUUUUUAAUCAAUUCUCAAAAUAUACAGUUUUCUUUUCAAUUUUUGCCUCGUAAACAGUUGCCAGUGCGAAAAACACAGUGGAAAUCAAAGCACAAGCUAUCGACCAGGGCAACCAAAGUCGUGUCUUUGCUCUGUUACGACUAUUUCCCCCUUUGGUUGCUACGUACUGUCAUAUAUAGAUAUAGAGUAUAAUAACAGAGUAAAAAAAGAAUUAUUGUGAGACAUUAUAGUCUUUCGACGUGACGAGCCUGUACGGCUGACACUACCACACUCAAGAGCCGCCAAACCACAACACGGAUCGUUUCCCUUCCACGGUAUUCUCUGUUUCUCUUUUUCUUCGCGUCUGUGUUUGUCUCUCGCUCUUUCUCUUCCGACUCUCCACGUGAGCGUGUGUACACCGCACCAGUGCUCAAUUCUCCAAGUUUAGUUCUCGCGAGACCGUCGUGAAGUGACCUCGCCGAGGCUUCCCCAUUCGCAAUUUAUCCGACCCACACUUGCUUGGCCCGAGAAAAGAGAAAGAGAGAGAGAGAGAGUGGUCGGAAUGGAAAUCGUGAAACAGGUGAAAGGCGAGUAACCAACGAAAAUAUAGCCUCCAGAGUCGCGGUUUCAGUCUACAGAUCAAUGUGAGAACGGAGAGGGGAGAAAAGUUGAUGGUUGAAGGUCCCGCCCGUCGCGCGAGCGUCUUCUCUAAUUACAGUACAUCAUGAAGCUCGAGAUUUUGCUUGCGUUAGUCGCCGCAGCUGUUUUGAAGGCUGGAGUGGCUCUGGAAACGACAGGUCCGACGAAUACAUUCUUCAGAACUUUUGAAUGCGUGAAUGGCCACUAUUGCCAACGGACGAGCACUCCGGUAGUAAGGAUUGAUCCGAAAGAUUUGAAAUCGAAAAAUGAGCACACGACCAUAGAAUCGUGCCGGUUAGUUUGCGGUCGGACAGCAGGACUCUGGCCAGUUCCAACUGGAGCUUCGAACUACAGUAAAAACUACAUCGAUCUCGACCCCAAUUACGUACGUUACGAAGGGACAAACGUGGCGAAAUCCCUGCGAUUGUUCAUCUCGGAGAUAUGGAGCCAGUUUACCGCUCAAAUAUUGCUGACCUGUGGGCCGAUUUGGUCAAAAUGCAGAAGAAGAAACACAACGAUGAGUGUCGCGAUAAGUGUGAAAUCUGGCGACGAAGAACUCGAUUGGAAUACGGACGAGUCUUACAGACUGAGGAUCGUCACCAAAGGAAACGAAAUAAACGCGACAAUCAAAGCGGCCACGAUUUACGGUGCUCGACACGCUCUGGAAACCUUGUCACAGCUGAUAGUUCGAGUCGUCACUGAAGAUGGCACUGCGGGUCUCGCUAUACUGGACUACGCGAGUAUUUCUGACGCACCUGUUUUUCCUCAUCGUGGUUUGCUCAUCGAUACAGCCAGGAAUUUUCUUCCUGUUUCCGACAUAACAAGAACGAUCGAUGCUCUUGCGGCAUCGAAGAUGAACGUUCUGCAUUGGCACGCUACCGACAGCCAAAGCUUUCCACUGCGAAUAAAGAGGAGACCUUUCAUGUCACUAUACGGAGCCUACUCGACCGAGAUGACAUACAGCCCCGAGGACCUCGGUCACGUGGUUCGUUACGCGAAAUAUCGUGGUGUUCGAGUGAUUCUCGAGCUGGAUUCGCCGUCGCACGUCGGAGCGGGUUGGGAGUGGGGGCCGGCCGAGGGUCUCGGGAACAUCGCAGUUUGCGUGAAUCAACAGCCCUGGCGUGACUACUGCAUCCAACCGCCGUGCGGGCAAAUAAAUCCGGUGAACCCGAACGCUUACGAGGUACUUCGGGACAUCUAUCGGGACGUUCUCGAAGUCAUCGGGACUAGGAGUACUUUACAUUUGGGCGGGGACGAAGUUUUCAUAAACUGCUGGAACUCGACACCGGAGAUCGCGAGUGCCAUGGAGUCCAGUGGCAUGGGAAGAUCGAUGGAUGAUUUUCUCCAAUUGUGGGCCAACUUCCACACGAAGCAGAGAAAAAUAUUGGACGAAAUAAAAGGCGGUGCUAAUGACAGCACCAUCCUGUGGAGCUCUGCGCUCACCAGCCCCGAAAUCAUCAGCCGUCACCUCGACAAAAAUCGCUUCGUUGUGCAAACUUGGCUCGAGUCGAGCUCGCCUGUUCCCUACGAGCUUUUAAAACUCGGCUAUCGUCUUAUAAUGUCGACGAAGAACGCUUGGUACCUCGACCACGGCUUCUGGGGCAGAACUCAGUUCCACACUUGGCGCGACGCUUACAACAAUCGAAUCCCCAGACACAAAGGCGUUCUGGGCGGCGAGGCCUGCAUGUGGGGCGAAUACGUUAACGGCGGAGGCCUCGACUCAAGAGUUUGGCCUCGCGCUGCAGCCGUUGCCGAAAGACUGUGGAGCGAUCCUACGAACAUAACGACCAGGGACGCUGAACCGAGACUCCAGUCUCAUAAAACACGACUCGAGACACGAUUUGUUUACGGUGACGCUCUCACACCGGAAUGGUGCAACCAACACGAGAGAAUGUGCUUGUGAUGUGUUCGUAAUCAUCUUUCCAUGUAUUCCUCGUGUCUUUUUCCUCCUCCUCCCCCCCCCCCCCCCUCCCGAGCCACCAAAGUCUAUGCUCAAAUGUGCCAUAGCAGGAAAAGUAUUCAGGAGACUCGAAUCCAAGACUUAUUUUUCAUCCUCAUGACACAUAAAUAUUCUUAUAUGUAAGCUAUUAAUUGAAUAAGAAAAAAAAUAGUUGCUAUA
Venturia canescens is the source of this 3057-nucleotide messenger RNA. RefSeq names its product Hexosaminidase 2 (gene Hexo2). Gene Ontology annotation, biological process: protein deglycosylation; glycosaminoglycan metabolic process; carbohydrate metabolic process. NCBI's taxonomy places the organism in Eukaryota, Metazoa, Arthropoda, Insecta, Hymenoptera, Ichneumonidae. Gene Ontology annotation, molecular function: beta-N-acetylglucosaminidase activity. The coding region runs from base 1024 to 2841 and encodes 605 amino acids. Gene Ontology annotation, cellular component: lysosome; plasma membrane. The transcript is spliced from 7 exons. The record is from RefSeq and is a predicted model, not a curated record.